This is a messenger RNA of Zygotorulaspora mrakii, 336 nucleotides long. RefSeq lists its product as uncharacterized. NCBI's taxonomy places the organism in Eukaryota, Fungi, Ascomycota, Saccharomycetes, Saccharomycetales, Saccharomycetaceae. The coding region runs from base 1 to 336 and encodes 111 amino acids. The transcript has a single exon. The record is from RefSeq and is a predicted model, not a curated record.
AUGCCUCUUCCUUUGCCACGUCGCGUCAUCCACUUUCCUGGACGUCGAUGUGUUGUUGGCAUGCGUGGGCAUCAGAAUGUACCGAUCCCAUGCGGACUAUCCAUGCUGACUAUCCCCUGCUUUUUUCUCAUUGCAAAGCACAGACUCAGAAAAUACCGUUUUGACAUUCCGCGCAACGACAUCAAAUGGCCUGAACGCUACGUGGUCCUGAGCGCCAUUGCGGUGCGACUACGAAGGCAUCGGCUCCGGAAGGACACCGCAGAUGCCGCUUCUGCUCGCGACGACAUCACGAAGAUCAUAGCACCAAAUCUGGAGACUCCGCGGCAAGGAAAAUGA